CUCUCUCUCUCUCUCUCUCUCUUACAUUAUAUUAAGACUUGUCUGAGACAACUUUUUCAUCACCUUGUCGUCCUUUUCUUCAAAACAAAAUUCUGGUUAGAAACCCAAGAUAUGUGUUGUUUCUUGUUCAAAUCAUGCUCAAUAUUUCUCUCCCUUUUUUUGUUAAUAACUUCUUGUCAAGCUGUGAGUUUCAACACCAUCUUCUUCAAUAGCACUGCAGCAGCUGCUGCAGAUUCAGACACUUCAUUCAGUUCCAGGAAAUUAGUUGCAAGCAAAUGCAAUUGGUUCCAAGGAAAAUGGGUUUAUGAUUCUUCCUAUCCUCUUUAUGAUUCUUCAACUUGUCCCUUCAUUGAUUCAGAAUUCAACUGCCAAAGAAAUGGCCGUCCUGAUAGUAGCUAUCUCAAGUACAGGUGGCAACCCUUCUCUUGCAACUUGCCCAGGUUUAAUGGGUUGAAUUUCUUGGAGAAAUGGAGAGCGAAGAAGAUCAUGUUCGUGGGUGACUCACUGAGUCUGAACCAGUGGCAAUCUCUGACUUGUAUGCUUCAUGUUUGGGUGCCUAAUUCAAAGACUACAGUUAUAAGGAGAGAUGGGUUAUCUUCAGUCACAUUUGAGGAAUAUGGAGUCACAAUAUUACUGUAUCGAACUCCAUUUCUAGUAGACCUUGUCAACGAGAAAGAUGGAGUAGUUUUGAAGCUUGACUCAAUAAAUGGCGGCAGAGCAUGGGAAGGCAUGGACAUGCUCAUCUUUAACUCUUGGCACUGGUGGACUCACACAGGAAGAUCCCAACCAUGGAAAUACAUGCAAGAGGGUAAUAAAAAGUAUACAGAUAUGAACCGUCUGAUCGCAUUUUACAAAGGACUCGCUACUUGGGCUAGAUGGGUCAACAGAAAUGUUGAUCCUUCAAAAACCAAGGUCUUCUUUCAAGGCAUAUCUCCCACUCACUAUGAGGGGAGGGAUUGGAAUCAACCAGCAAAGUCAUGUCCAGGAGAGACGCAACCAUUCUUUGGACAGAGGUACCCAGCAGGCACGCCAAUGGCUUGGGUUGUGGUUAACAAAGUAUUGAGUAGAAUAAAGAAACCAGUCUACUUGUUAGACGUGACCGCCCUCUCACAAUAUCGAAAAGAUGCUCACCCAUCUGCCUAUAACGAUGAUCACAGCACAGAUUGUAGCCACUGGUGUUUGCCUGGAUUGCCUGAUACUUGGAAUCAGCUUUUAUACGCAUUUCUCUUCAGUUGACACUAUUAUUAAUUAGGAUUACUAAUUAAUCAUCUUUCAUUACAGGUUUUAAGGUUUCUUUGUUACUUUCAUUUAUCUUAUGCAUGUAGACAAUAAGAGGGUGAUUGAUGUUUCAAUUGUAAAUUUUAAAUUGUUAUUUUUGGCAAUAAAGUUGUUGCCAUAAAAUAUUGUCCUCUGAUAUUUUUUUUUAUAAUAUAAAAAAAAGUUUAGAA
Messenger RNA from Manihot esculenta (cassava), 1448 nucleotides. Its product is annotated as protein trichome birefringence-like 39. Gene Ontology annotation, molecular function: O-acetyltransferase activity. Lineage: Eukaryota; Viridiplantae; Streptophyta; Magnoliopsida; Malpighiales; Euphorbiaceae. Gene Ontology annotation, cellular component: Golgi apparatus. The record is from RefSeq and is a predicted model, not a curated record. The coding region runs from base 112 to 1236 and encodes 374 amino acids. The transcript is spliced from 5 exons.